Cyprinodon tularosa is the source of this 4022-nucleotide messenger RNA. Its product is annotated as disks large-associated protein 2-like. The coding region runs from base 54 to 2744 and encodes 896 amino acids. The record is from RefSeq and is a predicted model, not a curated record. The transcript has 4 exons. Gene Ontology annotation, biological process: signaling. NCBI's taxonomy places the organism in Eukaryota, Metazoa, Chordata, Actinopteri, Cyprinodontiformes, Cyprinodontidae. Gene Ontology annotation, cellular component: postsynaptic specialization; glutamatergic synapse. Gene Ontology annotation, molecular function: molecular adaptor activity.
UUGUUCUUUUUUCUACCCACAGCUCUUACCGCCUGGAUAAAAUCAACAGUGACAUGCAUAACUACAUCACCAAUUUUGCUGCAGACUUAAGUCAGAACUACCAUUUGCAGGCCACCAGGGAAAUACGCCCCAGCCUCGCACUGGAUCCCUCUACCAAUUACAACUCACCCAAGUUUCGCUCCCGGAACCAGAGCUAUAUGCGGGCUGUCAGCACGCUUAGUCAGGCUAGCUGUGUCAGCCAAGUGAGCCAGGUUAGUGAAACGGAAGUAAAUGGCCAGUUUGAAUCUGUGUGCGAGUCGGUGUUUAGUGAGGUAGAAUCUCAAGCCAUGGAUGCAUUGGACCUUCCUGGCUGUUUCAGAACCAGGAGCCACAGUUACCUAAGAGCCAUCCAGGCUGGAUACUCCCAAGAUGAUGACUGCAUACCCCCCAUGGCAUCCACUGUUACCUCUACCCUCAGGUCAACCACAGACAAAAAUUAUGUGCAGGAAGAAACUUGUUUACCUGACCAGGACAGUAUACCUGAGGAUUUGGAUGAUGCAGAUGCAGCCCCACUGGCACAUGAUGAUCUAGGCUGCCCCAUCAGAAGAGACAGGUUUUACAAUCAAGAUAAUGCUGGGGCUACAGCGAAACCAUUGUCUGGACCACCUGUUUCUCCAAGCAUUUUUAGAUCCCCAAGAUCCACUGCCCCUGAAAGACCUUCACCAAAAGCUAUCCAGGCCAGCAUCAAAGAAUCUGCUACAUUGGCUGCAGCUAUCAGCAUGCAAUGGAAGGAAGAAGUUUCCGCCAUGCGACGAGAAUUGGCAGAGCUCAGAAGGGAUCUAUGUAAGGAGCUUCGUGCUUUCAACAGUAAUUUCAACACUUUCACACAGCAUUACAACACUUGGUCCCCUCAAGGUGGUGGAAUGGCAACAGGAGCCGGUGCAGCGUUGAGCAAAGGAGUUGCUACUGGUUCAGGGACAGGAACAAGAGUGGGGACAGGACUUGGCAAGGGAGAAGAUGCAACCACUCCCACAAAUAUAAGUACGGGGGGCGCAAGAGAUAAAAAUCCCCAGAUAUCUAAAGUGUCUGUAGGGAUUCAGGCCAAAAGCAAAGCCCUAGUAAGACAAAGUACUGCAGAUGCAGCUGUCAACUGUCCAGAGGAGGAGGAAAAGAAAGGUUCACGUCGAAAUUUGCCUAAACAGCUUUCAAUGGAUCCAAGCAUUCUAGCUUGUCCGCAGUCCAUGUAUGUAGAGAGUGCCAUCCCUCUUUCUCUGGAUCCAAUAAUUCCCUGCUGUAGUCGAGCAGUUAAACCAGUGUUAAAUGAUUCCAGUCUUUCCUCCAUAUCUAAGUCAGACAAAGAUAUUGCAACUUCAUCUUCUACUCUCACAAAUGAGGCAGUAAUGAUACAAAACACAAUAUCACUCUCAUCAGAAAAAGUUCUCGAAAGCUCUCCAGAGUCAUCAUCAAUGAAACAAGAAAUGCCUUUCACUCCUCAACUCAAAGAUAGAGGCCCAACUAAUGAGUCCAUUUCACAUUCUAAACAAUCUCACACUGAUGACAGAAAAUCCCAAGUUACAGAACAAACUGAAAGAGAUGAGAUAAAACUACCAUUUGCUGUUCCUACAGUUACUGUGUCUCCACCAGAAGAACAUGAUUAUGAUGUAACAACAUAUCAAGAAUCUUCUGAUAAUGUCAAUGUUGACAAGCCACAACCCAUUCCUCAAGACCCCUCUACAGUGUCUUUGCAGUGUCUUUCAGGAGCAGAGGAAUAUGAUCCCUCUGAUUCAACAGUGAUACAAUCAAAAAUAACCCUAGAGUCUACAUCAGACCCUCUCAAUAAAGACUCUGAUUCAAAAUCAAUGGAUGCUCAUGAUGAUAUGCCUUACUUUUCAGAGGCUUUCCUCAAAUGUCCAUCCAUAGUGGUGUCAGAGCACUUUGACGAAGACCCCCCAGUAAGUCCAACAGAUAGCAGCAAUAAUAUUUCGCCUAGCGUCUCCAGUAGUGAUUUUCACUCUGAAACCCCUUCAGAGCAAGUUAUACCUGGCCCAGUCUUUGCUUUUAGUUCAGCAGAGUCUCAACAAAACACUGAACCAGAAUUCCAAGACACAGAGUGGCCACCUCUACCAGAACCAUUGGAUAAUGCCCCAAUUUACCAUGCUGAUCUGGUCCACUUUGACAUUGUCAUGCUAACCUCCCUGGAUCAAGAUGACCUUGACUCUGUGUUUAUGGAUCCUGAACCAGAGCCUUUCAACCUGAGUGUGGACUCAUCAUUUAAUGUUGAUGAUGUUGAAUCCACCCUAUGCCAGUUUGAUUCUCAGAACUCCCCUUUACCAGAUGUUGAUGCUUGUGAUGAUGCCUCACAAUUACCUGAGGUCCUUUUUCCACAAGUCACAGUUACAAUUUCCCCACCAAGUUCAGUAUCUCCAGAUACAUCACUGGAAAUAGAUUUUGGACCCUCAAGCUCAACACCAGAUCCUACAUUACCUGAUACACAACCAUCAUCACCAGACUUUCAAGAUGUUACUCCCUUAGAGGAUGUUAUAACGGAGGUACUGGAGAGUGUGACUUUAUCCCAUGAACAUAUGGAAGAGGAAACCCCAGACAGUUCAGAGAGGUCCUCAAUGGAGCAUGGCUUCCUGUGGUACAGAUGGCAGAGAAGAGGCAACAGGAGAGACUUAAUACGCAGGAGUGCCAGUGUUGAACUUUGGAGUGGUAGAUAUAAUUACAACAGUUCAGAAAUCACAUAUGUGUCUCUCACUCUGUGAGCACAUGUCUCCAUCUCAGCAGACAGAAUGUAGCUCAAAAUAAAUGUGAAUUCCAUUGUUUGUAGCUUACAGUGAUUUGAAGUGCAAUAGACUGAAAAGAGGCAUCAGAGCUACUAUGCCUCUGACAUAUUUUUGCUUAGAAUUAUUUGAAAGAAAGGAACUGCCAAAACAAAACUAUAUUUCACAGAUUACAGGAUACGGCAAGAAUGAAAGAAAGUACUUGUGGAGGCAAAUUACUAAAUACUUUAAACUGUAUAGAUCUGAUAAAGCAACAGCCGUGGUGUAUUUCAUCUGGGAUGCUUUUAAAAGCAAUGUUUCAAAUAUUGAACUAAGCUAAUGAGAAACGCCUUUGUGCUGUAAAUGGUUUUAACAUCUGUUUUAAAUAGACUCCUAAAGAAUCUCAGCAACUCGGGGCACAAGAUCUCGAUAAUCGUUUUAAAAACGAUAGACACUUUCUCUAAACCUAUUUUACAUUGCUUUCCCACUUUAUUAUGGAGUGAACCACAUAUUGUUAGUUAUCAUAUAACUAUAAAGAUGCACUGUUUACCAUGUGAGAUAUUGAAUGGACUUCUAAUGCUGUGAAAUGCUGUUUGCACAUUCUUGGUGAAGGAUUGACUAUUGUACUGUUACAGUUGUAACAAUGCAGGCUAGAGGAAAGCUGUGAAAUAUUAUUUAUCAUCUAAAUUGUUAAAAAACAACUCCCUCUUUAAGGUACUUGAUUUUUGUUUUAUUUGAUAACUUAAAAAAAAUAUUUGAUGUGCAAAAGGAAAGACUAUCCUUUAUUCAUAAAAUCUUUAAACUGACUGAUUUGGUCUAAAGUUUUUAGACCAAACAUAUGUUUAAACUAAGAAGUUGCAUUUUUAUAAAGUAGUUGUAAUUCAUUGGGCAAAAAAGAAUAAUGAUUCACAUUAUCAGCUAUAAUUAUCAACCAGUACAGUUUAGAUAUGUAGCAUUUUUGAAUGCAAAAGCUCAAAUGUUCCUCAAUGCACACAAACACUUUUCCAUCAAAACUACCCCACAUACAGUAUAUACGUCUUUGCUGGACUGAAGUACACUGAAGUAAGAGAAAGUGUUGUAUGUCUUUUUCAGUAAAUAUAUUUCUAAGUGGGCAAGCAACAUGAAAUAAGCAAAAUAUGUUGGUAUAAAAUUGAAGUACUCCAUACAUUAAAGCUACAGUGUGUAAUUUUCAGUGACAUCUAACGUUCAGACUGCAGACCGCAGCAACAUGAACAUCUCCCCCCCACCGCUUCUCCCCCCCAACAGUACGGCGAGCGUUAC